This is a messenger RNA of Archocentrus centrarchus (flier cichlid), 1475 nucleotides long. RefSeq names its product beta-1,3-N-acetylglucosaminyltransferase lunatic fringe-like. Gene Ontology annotation, cellular component: Golgi membrane. The record is from RefSeq and is a predicted model, not a curated record. Bases 1 to 1071 code for a protein of 356 amino acids. The transcript has 8 exons. NCBI's taxonomy places the organism in Eukaryota, Metazoa, Chordata, Actinopteri, Cichliformes, Cichlidae. Gene Ontology annotation, biological process: pattern specification process. Gene Ontology annotation, molecular function: O-fucosylpeptide 3-beta-N-acetylglucosaminyltransferase activity.
AUGUGGAAACCUGUCUGUGCAUCUAAAGGCCUCCUCGGCUUUUCGGGACCUCGCGCUGCUGCCGCCGCGGUCACCUUUCUGCUGGUGACCGGGAUGCUGGUCGUCAUUGCCGGACACCCGAGCUGCAGAGUCCCGGAGGAGCUUCCAGCUGCGGGGACGAGCGGAAAAGUUUUCUCGACUUAUUUCAAGAAACUGACCCGGGAGAGGCGAGAAGUAGGGGGACCCCCGCGAAGCAGCGCUCCCCCCGGACCGCUGGAGCAUCUCUCCCCGGCUGACCUGUUCAUAGCGGUGAAAACCACCGGGAGGUAUCACCAGCAGAGACUGGAGCUUCUGCUGGACACCUGGAUCUCCAGGAACAUGCCACAGACAUACGUGUUCACUGAUGGAGAGGAUGAGAAGCUGAGGAAAAGAAUGGGCGCUCACCUGAUCAACACCAACUGCUCGCAGGCACACAGUCGUCAGGCCCUGUCCUGUAAAAUGGCUCUGGAGUACGACGCUUUUAUCAGCUCUGGAAAGAAGUGGUUCUGUCACGUUGACGACGAUAACUACCUGAACACGGGCUCCCUCCUGAAACUCCUGUCUCAGUACAGCCACACACAGGACGUUUACAUCGGACGACCCAGCCUCGAACGGCCGAUAGAGGCCACAGAGAGGCUGAGCACUGAUGAAAUGAAGCAGGUGCGUUUCUGGUUCGCCACUGGAGGAGCGGGGUUCUGCCUGAGCCGUGGCCUCUCCCUUAAGAUGAAACCCUGGGCAAGCGAUGGCACGUUCAUGACCACAGCUGAGCACAUCCGCCUCCCCGACGACUGCACGGUGGGUUACAUCGUGGAGGCGCUGCUCGGCGCGAGCCUCAUCCGCUCAGGGCUGUUUCACUCCCACCUGGAGAAUCUGGGACUGGUGUCAGACAUACACAACCAGGUCACUCUCAGCUACGGCACAGCGGACAACAGCAGGAACACUGUAAAUGUGAAAGGCCCAUUUUCUAUAGAAGAAGAUCCCACCAGAUUCAGGUCUGUCCAUUGUCUGCUGUACCCAGACACUCCUUGGUGCCCCGGCCCCUGGCGACUUUAACACCCAUCUAGAGACAAAGACGGAGGAAGGGACGGACUGAUGGAGUAGAAACCAUAAAUAUCUGCCGAUUAUGCUGCUGAGUCCCACCGCUCCUGACUCCGAAGAAUGACUUGAGACAGUUGGAGAUUUGUGUUUGCCUCUCGGCAGCGGUCGGGCUAGUAGACUGACUUUUUUUUUUUUUUUAGGAAGGAGCGCCGUUUUAUUAUUUGACACUUGAACUCUGACCCCGUAAAUUGGGUCUAAAAGCAAAACAUGAAACUGCAGCAGGAGCAGUGGAGCAAAAGCCACACGUCUUGCAUUGUGUUGGUGUUUUUAACUAAAUCAGCGGGCUUUAUCCUCUGCGUGGUGGUCAUUGUAGGAUAUCUCAGCGCAGAGCCCAGUGUGUCAGCAAUGACUCUGCUUAU